Messenger RNA from Rotaria sp. Silwood2, 1530 nucleotides. Lineage: Eukaryota; Metazoa; Rotifera; Eurotatoria; Philodinida; Philodinidae. The record is from the annotation of a GenBank genome assembly.
AUGUCCAAAGACAAAUCAUCAUCACUUUCAAUUUCAUCUACUGAUUUAACAACUUGUAUCAAAGUUCUUUCAACGUUUACUAAUAAUGGUGAAUAUUCAUCAAUUGAAUCAGAUGAAUUUGACAGUAUCCGAACAAUACUAUGUAGUUUAUAUCACAUUGAAAAACAUCUUAAUAAAAAGACAAAAAAACCUUAUGAACGCCCAAUAAAAUUAAUUGAUCAAAAAGCAAUUCGUUUACGUCGAGCUAAAAAAUUUCAACCACAACAUAGUAUUAUACCUGAUAGUAUUGUACAAAUUGAAACAAUAAAUGACGAUAAUAAAAAUCAUACAACACAACAAUUAAAUGACUCAACAUUUUGUUAUAUAUGUAAAUUGAAAUAUGAUAGAUUACAUUUUUUUUAUAAUCAACUUUGUCCAUCAUGUGCAAAAUUUAAUUAUGAAAAACGUAUACAAACAACGAAUCUUACUAAUUGUAUAGCUUUAGUUACUGGUGGUCGAAUUAAAAUUGGUUAUCGAAUUGUUUUAAAAUUAUUACGUGCUAAUUGUUUUGUUAUAACAACAAGUCGUUUUCCAAUGGAUUUUUUAAAUCGUUUAAAUAAAGAACAAGAUUUUGAACAAUGGAAAGAUCGUAUAAAUAUUUAUGGAAUUGAUUUUCGAUAUUCUCAACUUGUAGAAUUAUUCACAGAAAUGUUAAUUGAAAAAUAUGAUCGAUUAGAUUUUUUAAUUAAUAAUGCAAGUCAAACAAUUCGACAAUCAAAAGAAUCUUAUCAACAUUUAUUCCAUCAUGAAAGAUUAAUUAAUUAUUCUCUUUUACCUAAUGAUCAACAAAAGAUUUUAAAUGGAAAUCUACAAUUCUAUGAACGAUUAGUACCAUUUUCUAAUCCAGUUCAACAAACAUCAUCAUCAUCAUAUCCAUUAUGUUUACCUUAUACAAAUGAUUCAAACAAUAGUCCUAUACAAACAUCUAUAAUAGUCAACCAUACUUCAUUUGAUGUAAACCAACAAAUCAUUGAUUUUCAUUCAACAAAUUCUUCGUUAUCACGUCUUGGUGAUUUAUCAACAAUAGAAAUGAAUGAAGCUCUUACUAUAAAUACUUUAGCACCAUUUAUUCUCAAUAGUAAACUUAAAGUACUUAUGGCUGAUAAACAUCCAAAUCCAGAUAGUACUAAAUUUAUUAUUAAUGUAUCAUCUACGGAAAGUUUAUUUUCUCAAUCGAAUAAAACUGAUCAACAUUCACAUAUAAAUGCCACAAAAGCUGCAUUAAAUAUGAUGACACGUACAUCAGCUAUAGAUUAUCAAAAAUCAAAUAUCUUUAUGGUUUCUGUUGAUACAGAUUUGAUUAAUGAUAAUAAUUCAUUAGAAAAAACAAUGAUUGAUCAAGAUUAUCAGAUACCACUCGAUGAAGAAGAUGCUGCAGCACGUGUUCUUGAUCCCAUUAUUGACACUUAUAAACAAAUAUCUGAGGAAAAAAUUGAUGUUAACAUUCCUUAUGGAUGUUUUCUAAAAAAUUAUCAUAUAUGUAAUUGGUAA